AGGAACUGCAUCUGCUAAAACAAGAUAGGAAUAACCUGGGAACGCAAGUUUAUUAUAUCGAAAAUUUUUACGAGAUAAUGUGUGCUGCCCAUCGAGCAACUAAGCGUGGUGGCCGUGAAAAAAGAUUCAGAACUGAAAGGCAGGUCUGUGGAAUGGAUAAUCUUAGAUGCUUUAUCAGCGAGGAAGUAGGGCAAAUAUGA
Molecule: messenger RNA, 200 nt
Organism: Racocetra persica
Lineage: Eukaryota; Fungi; Glomeromycota; Glomeromycetes; Diversisporales; Gigasporaceae
Source: the annotation of a GenBank genome assembly